Cercocebus atys (sooty mangabey) is the source of this 7015-nucleotide messenger RNA. RefSeq names its product neural precursor cell expressed, developmentally down-regulated 9 (gene NEDD9). Gene Ontology annotation, cellular component: cytoplasm; plasma membrane. Gene Ontology annotation, molecular function: protein binding. Gene Ontology annotation, biological process: cell surface receptor protein tyrosine kinase signaling pathway; cell migration. The record is from RefSeq and is a predicted model, not a curated record. Lineage: Eukaryota; Metazoa; Chordata; Mammalia; Primates; Cercopithecidae. The transcript has 7 exons. The coding region runs from base 2681 to 5167 and encodes 828 amino acids.
UGCCUUUUACAGGUUUCCUUGCAAGCUGAAGGCUGUGCCUGCGGGUGUGUGCGUGUGUGUGCGUGUUCCCUACUGUGACAGUCCCUUGUGCGUCCGGAGAGUUCUAAGAUGGGUCUGGGUCACUGAGGUUGGCAUGUAAGCAGGCAAGCAAAGACCCACUCCAGGGGUUCACAGUACUCCCGAGUCCAGCUGCUCUGAAAGUUGCCGGGGAAAUACCUCGGUGAGAAGUUAAGACUUGGAGCCGCUUCACAGCAGCCACUGGAGACCAGAGGGUGUCUGACUUGAAUCGCGGCAGGCAUUGGCUCAAGUCUCCUCGGCUUCCCCAGGCCUGGCUUCCACUGCCCUGGGGAGCAGUAAUAAGGGAGGAAUGAGGACUGCAUAGUCUCUCUCAGACUGGCUCUUAGUGCAAAGUUUUCCAGCCUUUCCUUUAAUCCUUUGGUCUUGGAAGGAGCAUGCCAUAUGCACUUUUGGUGGGAGAAAUUAAAAGCCCAGAUUACACAGCUGAGGAUGGAAAGGGUUGACAUCCUUAUGUGAUAUUGGAUGUAGGAAUAAAUAAGUAUGAGCCAUUUCUUGAAAACAUUUUUAUUGGAGUUUGAAUGGGGUAAGAGUGUGACGGCUCAGGCUGGCUCACUGUGCCUGAAAGCUUACCGAGUGUCAUAGUCAUAGUACUUCAGCAGCGUUAUUUUCCAGUACAUUUUACACCAUUGUUUGUGUAUUUUUCUUGCCAAAAGGAUUUUUGACUUGCUCCAUAUAUUCCCCCCUCCCUUUUUUUUUAAGUCACUCCCAUCUAAGGAGGCAAGCAGCUUCCAGGGGACACAAAGAAAGCUGACUGCAAUGAAUUGGGCAUGGAUUCUUCUUGAAUGAUGAAUAGAUAUGAGUGCUAGUGCUACUAUUUUAUUUUAUGCUAUUUUAAACAAAAGUGUUAUUAUUAAGAUGGAUUCGGGCAAGGGUGCUAGGGUUUUGGAUUGACAAUUUAUAUUAACUGUACACUAGCUGGAAGCUACUUCCCUUUUUUUCUAAAUUUUUCUGGUCCAUCCUUUUUUGAUGUAAGGUUGUAAAUACUUGGUCUAGCUGAUAGCCACUGACUAGCCUUAAUAAUAAAGCUUUUGUUCAAAAACUGUGAAUCUUAUUCAAAAGCUUUAAAUCUAAAUGUCGAGAGUCUUUAUUGUAAUGCCUACAUUACCACUGUCUGAAGACACAGGUAUCAGCUAUUUCUGUUUUAUCAGCUAUUAUCUUCUUCAGUAGGGAAGAUCAGAGGAAAGGGUCAUCCUGAAGACUAUUAAUAUUGACUUUAGGAUGCAACCAGAAACAAAUCCCUCUAUCUGGCAGGAAAGUUAUCUUUCUUAAAGUGGGUCACCCCAUAUUUCCUUAUUUAGAACAAUGAUAGGACCAGAUAUUACUCAGCCUGGAGUGACUUUUUUGCUCCUCCUUUCCUUGUUGUUGAAUAAGAACUGGCUUGCAGAAUAAAAGAGAAAGUAUGUUCAUGUGUCUAUUAUUGGAAAGUAUAAAUGGCUGAAAUUAACAUUGAGUGCCGUAAUCUAGAAAGUGACGAAAGUGACAAAGUCUCAAGUCACUUUUGUUCAAUGAUCUCAUCGUGUUUAGCUUUACUCUUUAUGGAAAGAAAAUCUAAAGGCAACCGAUAAAGUGACUGACAAUGUAAACUGCAAUUGGCAUUCAUGGAGAAACCUGCUUCUCCACUGGGCCUUACUGGUGCUGAACACUAUGCCAAAUGAUGUAAACACACGAUUUUUAUUAGCCUGUGGGCAACUUCACCAGCAAAGAAGCUAACUUCUCUGAUCGGACAAAUGACUUACGCCCUAUGAUGACUACUAAAUCAACCAACAACUGAAGAAAUCCACUUUCCUUUUUUAUAAAGUUUUCUUUCUCUCUCUUUAAUAAUGAACAGCUUUACUUCAGGAAAGGAUUUUGUUAUUGUAAGUAGAGGAGAGACACAAAGGUAAUGACGUAACAUUAAUUGAGACUUACUGUGACAAUACAAGAUUGUCAUAUUCAACUCUCCCAAUAGCUCUAUAAGGUGGAUAUUAUUUUUAUACUCAAUUUCAAAUGACACAGAGAGGCUAAGUAAUUUAUCUAAUGCCACACAGCUAGAAAGUGGUGAGCUGGGAUUAGAACUAAGGCGAUCUGGCUCCAGAACUCAUGACUUGAACCACUAUUAAGAGAAAGAACCAUCGUUGACCUCUCUAAAAUAUGGCUAGUGUUUUCUUUUCCCAGAAAGUUUAAGACUAUUUCAUCCCAAGUAUUCCUGCAGGAUAAUUUCUUUUUAAGAGAGUAGCUCUACAAAGUAAAAUGAAAUGCACGCUUGGCAGGUAUUUGUUUAACUUGAGCCACUUAGGUAGUAAAACCAGAUAAUUAUUAGAUUGUAAAAUCCCGGAGACAAGAAUUAUCUUUAAAAUACUAUGUUGCUCUAUGCACUGUAAAUUUAGCACAGAUCUUAAAAUGUUCACUGAAAGACUUAUGAAACAGGCCCUAUAAGAUUUUUUGUCGUUGUUAACCUGAUUAUCUGGUUUGGCUGCCCCAGGGAUCACAACUUCAGAACAACAAACCUUCACUUAUUUUGCACUUAACAUACACAGCUUCAGGCCAGGCAGCAGCAUACUUGCAACAAUCCUGACAACUGUGGAACGUAAGCUAUUACUCCGGACAGACAUUUCUGAAUCUUAUGGCAAGGGCCUUAUAUGACAAUGUCCCAGAGUGUGCCGAGGAACUGGCCUUUCGCAAGGGAGACAUCCUGACUGUCAUAGAGCAGAACACAGGGGGACUGGAAGGAUGGUGGCUGUGCUCCUUACAUGGUCGACAAGGCAUUGUUCCAGGCAACCGGGUGAAGCUUCUGAUUGGUCCUGUGCAGGAGACCACCUCCAGUCACGACCAGCCUGCCUCUGGACUGAUGCAGCAGACCUUUGGCCAACAGAAGCUCUAUCAAGUGCCAAACCCACAGGCUGCUCCCCGAGACACCAUCUACCAAGUGCCACCUUCCUACCAAAAUCAGGGAAUUUACCAAGUCCCCACUGGCCAUGGCACCCAAGAACAAGAGGUAUAUCAGGUGCCACCAUCAGUGCAGAGAAGCAUUGGGGGAACCAGUGGGCCCCACGUGGGUAAAAAGGUGAUAACCCCCGUAAGGACAGGCCAUGGCUACGUAUACGAGUACCCAUCCCGAUACCAAAAGGACGUCUACGAUAUCCCUCCUUCCCAUACCACUCAAGGGGUAUACGACAUCCCUCCCUCAUCAGUGAAAGGCCCUGUGUUUUCAGUUCCAGUGGGAGAGAUAAAACCUCAAGGGGUGUAUGACAUCCCGCCUACAAAAGGGGUAUAUGCCAUUCCACCCUCUGCUUGCCGGGAUGAAGCAGGGCUUAGGGAAAAGGACUAUGACUUCCCCCCUCCCAUGAGACAAGUUGGAAGGGCAGACCUCAGACCUGAGGGGGUUUAUGACAUUCCCCCAACCAGCGCCAAGCCAGCAGGAAAGGACCUUCAUGUAAAAUACAACUGUGACAUUCCAGGAGCUGCAGAACCCGUAGCUCGACGGCACCAGAGCCUGUCCCCGAAUCACCCACCCCCGCAACUGGGACAGUCAGUGGGCUCUCACAACGACGCAUAUGACGUCCCCCGAGGCGUUCAGUUUCUUGAGCCACCAGCAGAAACCAGUGAGAAAGCAAACCCCCAAGAAAGGGAUGGUGUUUAUGAUGUCCCUCUGCAUAACCCGCCGGAUGCUAAAGGCUCUCGGGACUUGGUGGAUGGGAUCAACCGAUUGUCUUUCUCCAGUACAGGCAGCACCCGGAGUAACAUGUCCACGUCGUCCACCUCCUCCAAGGAGUCCUCACUGUCAGCCUCCCCAGCUCAGGACAAAAGGCUCUUACUGGAUCCAGACACAGCUAUCGAGAGACUUCAGCGGCUUCAGCAGGCCCUGGAGAUGGGUGUCUCCAGCCUAAUGGCACUGAUCACCACCGACUGGCGGUGUUACGGAUAUAUGGAAAGACACAUCAACGAGAUACGCACGGCGGUGGACAAGGUGGAGCUGUUCCUGAAGGAGUACCUCCACUUUGUUAAGGGAGCUGUUGCAAAUGCUGCCUGCCUCCCGGAACUUGUCCUCCACAACAAGAUGAAGCGGGAGCUGCAGCGAGUCGAAGAUUCCCACCAGAUUCUGAGUCAAACCAGCCACGACUUAAAUGAGUGCAGCUGGUCCCUGAAUAUCUUGGCCAUCAACAAGCCCCAGAACAAGUGUGACGAUCUGGACCGGUUUGUGAUGGUGGCAAAGACGGUGCCCGAUGACGCCAAGCAGCUCACCACAACCAUCAACACCAAUGCAGAGGCCCUCUUCAGACCCGGCCCUGGCAGCUUGCAUCUGAAGAACGGGCCGGAGAGCAUCAUGAACUCAACGGAGUACCCACACGGUGGCUCCCAGGGGCAGCUGCUGCAUCCUGGUGACCACAAGGCCCAGGCCCACAACAAGGCACUGCCCCCAGGCCUGAGCAAGGAGCAGGCCCCUGACUGUAGCAGCAGUGAUGGUUCUGAGAGGAGCUGGAUGGAUGACUACGAUUAUGUCCACCUACAGGGUAAGGAGGAGUUCGAGAGGCAACAGAAAGAGCUAUUGGAAAAAGAGAAUAUCAUGAAACAAAACAAGAUGCAGCUGGAACAUCAUCAGCUGAGCCAGUUCCAGCUGUUGGAACAAGAAAUUACAAAGCCCGUGGAGAAUGACAUCUCGAAGUGGAAGCCCUCUCAGAGCCUACCCACCACAAACGGUGGCGUGAGUGCGCAGGAUCGACAGUUGCUGUGCUUCUACUAUGACCAAUGUGAGACCCAUUUCAUUUCCCUUCUCAACGCCAUUGACGCGCUCUUCAGUUGUGUCAGCUCAGCCCAGCCCCCGCGAAUCUUCGUGGCACACAGCAAGUUUGUCAUCCUUAGUGCACACAAACUGGUGUUCAUUGGAGACACGCUGACACGGCAGGUGACUGCCCAGGACAUUCGCAACAAAGUCAUGAACUCCAGCAAUCAGCUCUGCGAGCAGCUCAAGACUAUAGUCAUGGCGACCAAGAUGGCCGCCCUCCAUUACCCGAGUACCACGGCCCUGCAGGAAAUGGUGCACCAAGUGACAGACCUUUCUAGAAAUGCCCAGCUGUUCAAGCGCUCUUUGCUGGAAAUGGCAACGUUCUGAGAAGAAAAAAAGAAGAAGGGGACUGCGUUAAUGGUUACUAAGGAAAACUGGAAAUACUAUCUGGUUUUUGUAAAUUAUCUAUUUUUGUAGAUAUUUUAUAUGAAAAUGGAAUAUUUUAACAUUUUAAGGGUUAGACAACUUUCAGAAAUUCAGGGAGCUGGAGAGGGAAAUCUUUUUUUCCCCCGAGUGGUUCUUAUGUAUACAUAGAAGUAUCUAAGACAUAGACUGUACAGAGACUUGUCCACGUGCUUUUGUAUGCCUGUGUAUUCAUGUUUGUUUGUAGAUGUUUGUCUGAUGCAUUUCAUUAAAAAAAAAAAUGAAUUAAGAAGCACCUUAGUAAGCACCUUCUAAUGCUGCAUUUUGUUGUUGUUGUUAAAAACAUACCAGCCGGUUAUAAUAUUGUUCUCCAUGUCCUUGUGAUUCUGAGCCUGGCACUCCCAAAUCUGAGAAGUAGAGUAUAUUUGCAAAUGUUCACCUUCCAAAUCAUGAGACAUAGCACGACUUAUUCUUGUUUUGAAAACUCUUUUCAAAAUUGAUCAUCUUAAACACAUGAUGGCCAAGUGCCCAAAAGCCCUUUUGCAGAGCAAAUUUCAGAAUAUGUAUGUGAAUCCAAGCUCUGACAGUUCAGGUGCUGGAGGGAGGAGAGACCUGUGUGUUUAGAGACCAGGACCACAGUUAGGAUUGGAUUGUUUCAAUACUGAGAGACAGCUACAAUAAAAGGAGGGCAAUUGCCUGCCUGGGGCUGUUCGAUCUUCUGCAUUUGUGAGUGAUUCAGUCAUGAGGUUUUCCAAAAGAUGUUUUUAGAGUUGUAAAAACCAUAUUUGCAGCAAGGAUUCACAAAGGCGUAUCAGACUAUGAUUGUUCACCAAAACAGGGGAAUGCUUUGAUCCGCCAGUUACAAGUAGAGGCCUUUCUGACUCUUAAUAUUCACUUUGGUGCUACUACCCCCAUUACCUGAGGGAAACUGGCCAGGUCCUUGAUCAUGGAACUACAGAGCUACCAGGAUGUAUCCUGCUCUCUAAGGGAAUUUAUUGCUGUCUUGCACCUUCUUUAAAACUCACAUAUGCAGACCUGACACUCAAGAGUGGCUAGCCACACAGCGUCCAUCUAAUUUUUACAAUUUCCUGUGGCCGAUGUGUAUAACCCCUACCACUAUCUCACAGGUAGUCACAGUAUCCAUUCUAUAGUCUGUCUCCUCACACCUGUUAGUAUUGACAUAGCACAAACACCACAAGCCAUCAUGUUCUUCAUGGGGCAAGCGAAAUACUUCUACCCCAUGGGUAAACGUAUUUACAUAUUACCAAGAGAAAAAGCACAUUAUCUAUGAUAUUUUGGUCCAAUUCUUAUUUAGCAUUUUUAUUCUAGCCUAUUUGGAAACAUGUUUUUAAUUGCAAUAUAUGCCUGGCUGAAUUAAGCUUGCUUGUUUUAAACAACCAAAUCAUUGGAACAGAAAAGGAUUUAAAAAACAAGAAUGCAUCUCAGAGUGACUAAAAAAAAAACAGUGGAAAUAAAUGAUCAUAGAAGGUGCUUUUCAAAACCACUGCUAUUACAAUUCUCAAAGUCCUACUCUGCCAAAAGAAGACUAAAAGUCAUAAGUUACAUGACAAGGAAAUGUUUAUGUGGGAAGAGGGUUGCUGAAAAUCAACAACACUUGAAGUUUAAAGUGCGUCUUUGUAGAUUUCAUUGUAUAAUGUGUAUUUCUUAGAAGAUGGCUGACUUGAUUGAUCUACGCUAAGUAGAGACAUUUCACAUUUUUAAAACCAAAAUGUUCAAUCUGUAUUACUCUUUGCCAUCUUGUAUGUAGAGGCUAUUUUUAAAUCAUUAAAUUUUUAGAUCUCUGUUUUCAUA